CAGCUAAAGAAACAAGCGGCUAAAGUUUAAAAAUAUAAAAAAGUGUCAAAUAAAACAAAAAUAUUUCAUAAAACUGCAGAAAAAUGAGUGAUGUGCUAAAAAUCAUAGGCGCAGUUGUGCUCCCAAACGUUGGUGGUGUCAUCAACGGCAUAAUAACGCGAAAAAAUAUACAAACAUGGUACAAGAAUCUGAAUUUUCCAUCAUACCGGCCACCAAACUGGAUAUUUGCGCCGGUCUGGACAUCGCUUUAUUCAGGCAUGGGCUAUGCUUCAUAUCUAGUGUGGCGCGAUGGUGGCGGCUUCAGCGGUGAGGCGCAGUUACCGCUCAUUGCGUACGGUACACAGUUGGCACUCAACUGGGCAUGGACUCCAAUUUUCUUUGGACAACGUAAUAUCAAAGGCGGGCUCAUCGAUAUUAUUGCUUUGACUGCAACGUCCACAGCCUGUGGUAUACUCUUUUAUAGGGUAAAUAAAGUGGCUGGUCUAUUGUUCGUUCCAUACAUUGCUUGGUUGAGCUUCGCAACGGUGCUCAAUCAUGCCAUGUACAAAUUGAAUCCUGAGAGUAAGGCUGUGACGGCUCCAGCCGCUGAGGAGAAAAAGGAUGUCGUAUGAUGUCAUUUUACUGCGCCUCUACUGCUGCAAUCAUGGCAACAUCUUUCAUUCACUAUGAUGCAUUUAAUGCAGUACACAUGUUCCACAACUUAAAAUAAUUAAUUUAACUAUUCGAAAAUAAAAAUAAACUAUAAAUAUGUUAAAAGAUCGAUGUCAAUUUGUAUUAAGAAAAUCUAUAUGCUCACUACCACAAAAUAAUUCCAGUACUUUUUUAUGUGUACAUAUGUAUAACACACAAGUUGCCUAAAAAAUUGUACUAAUGCCGGUGUUUUAAUACAAUGUGGGUUAUGUUAUAAAUGUUAAGGAAGGAAUGUUAAAAGAGCAAAAUUGUUAUAAAGCUCGAAAUCGCUUAUUUUUGUGAAAAUGUGUUAAUUAAAGAUAAUUAGUAUAAAAAUCAA
Messenger RNA from Bactrocera tryoni, 1009 nucleotides. RefSeq names its product translocator protein. The record is from RefSeq and is a predicted model, not a curated record. The transcript has 3 exons. The coding region runs from base 84 to 611 and encodes 175 amino acids. Lineage: Eukaryota; Metazoa; Arthropoda; Insecta; Diptera; Tephritidae. Gene Ontology annotation, cellular component: mitochondrial outer membrane.